GAUAAAGAUAAAGAUAAACAAAGCCCAACCCACCACACUGGUCUCUUCCACUUUUUCCCAUUUGCUUUGUGAAGCCUAACCCUAAUAAGCUUUUUCACAAAAUAUACCCAAAACACAAUCAGAAAUGGAAGCACCGACGCCAACACCAACACCAACACCAACACCAACACCGGAACUUCCAGAAGAUAUCAUUCCCGACAUACUGAAAAGGCUUCCGGUGAAGUCCCUUGUACGAUUCAGGUGUGUUUCCAAAUCUUGGCACUCUCUUAUUACCAGUUCUUCUUUCAUCCAUACGCACCUCCACUUCAAAAAAUCCAGGUCCCUUAUCCUUCUGGCUCGUUAUUGUGAGACCCUUUUGUCCAUAGGCCCCCAACAACAACAUCAACCCGAUUUUAAUAUUACUACUACUACUGCUGUAGAUGGUUUUCAAAAGGCUGUUGAGCUUGACUCUUUUGUUCUCGUUAAGAAUUUGCCUUAUUAUGUUAAGGGUCAUUGUGAUGGCUUGAUUUGUGUGGUUAUCAAAGAUGGUGGUGAUGGUGCUCUCGUUUUAUGGAAUCCAUCUAUUAGGCAAUACAAGAGGCUUCCACUUCCACGAAAUUUUCAUUCCACUAGGGAGGUUUUUGGUCUUGGUUUCGAUUCUACCAUCGGGGAUUAUAAGGUUGUUAGAGCCCCAUCUAGUUAUUGUCAAAUGAAGAUCAAGGAUUACCAUCCUCAGGUCGAGGUCUUAACUUUAGGAUCCAAUACUUGGAGGAAAAUUCCAGACGAAGACACUCCACCUUUUUGUAUUGAGCAUUUCUUUCAAGCCACUAAUGCCAAUGGUGCUCUGUAUUGGCUUGUGGCGGCCAAUGAUGACCCCUUCCACUGUGAAAUUUUGCGUUUUGAUUUGGCUAAGGAGAAGUUUAAGGUGGUGCCAUCCCCUCCUGAUACAUUUCAUAGGAAUGUAUCGUGGUUGGGGACUUUGGAAGGCUCGCUUUGUGCAAUUCAUACGCAGAGGUUGAGCUAUGUUGACGUGUGGACGAGUAAGGAUGAUGAGACUUGGACCAAAUUGAUUACCAUUCCGAGGAUGCCUGGACCUGAAGCUUCUGUUAGACAUUCUGAUUAUGUGCCCUUAUGUUUCACCAGCAGCGGUGCAGUGGUGAUUGGAAUAAAAUUGGAGGGCUUUGUUACUUAUCACCCGAUAGAGAAUAAGGUUAGCAAACUGGCUGUUCAGGGUGUUGAACAUUGGUUACAAGAAACCGUGUGUGCUGAGAGUUUGGUUUCACCCUAUGCUGCGGAUGAACCUGCUGCUGCAAGACAACACCAAAUGAGGUCGGCUCACACGGCUUCUCGCAGCCUCUGGCAACUGAUUCUUGGUUUAAAGCACGGUGUGGCAAACUAUUUCUCUUGUUCUAGUGGUGAUCCUAGACAAUGAUAAGGAGAGUGCCUACGCUUAAGCAUGCAGAAUUUGAUUUCACCUUAUGGUGUGGAUGAACCUGCUUCUGCAAGACAACACCAAACAGGUUGGCUCACAUGACUUCUCACAAACUCGGGCAAUGGCAAAAUAUUUUUCUUCUUCUGGUGGUGACCAUGGACACCAAUAAGAAGAGUACCCUAUUCUUGAGCGUAUGAAGGUUGAUCCUUAAUUACAGUUCAUGACUGAAAAUUCCAUUUCAUUGCCUUCAAAUGUUGCUGCAGUCUUUCUUUCAACCUUAUGGUACUAAUGCACCCACUGCUGCCAGGCAACACCAAACAGAGUUGGCUCAUAUGACUUAUCAAAAUUCCUCUUGUUUCUAGCGGUGACCUCGGACACUGAUAGGAAUACCUACUCAUAAGCAUGCAGAGGUUGCUUCCCAAUUAGUCAUGUAUAAAAAUUUUCAUUUCAUUUCCUUUACUGCAGUAUUUCUUUAAAGCACUUGGUGAACAAUGUCUGUUUAUUACUUCUAAUUACUAUACUUGGAUCAAUGUUUUCACAUCUA
Molecule: messenger RNA, 1955 nt
Organism: Quercus robur (English oak)
Lineage: Eukaryota; Viridiplantae; Streptophyta; Magnoliopsida; Fagales; Fagaceae
Product: putative F-box protein At1g47790
Exons: 1
Coding region: 125-1411 (428 amino acids)
Molecular function (GO): protein binding
Source: RefSeq, a predicted model, not a curated record